Molecule: messenger RNA, 1299 nt
Organism: Exophiala aquamarina CBS 119918
Lineage: Eukaryota; Fungi; Ascomycota; Eurotiomycetes; Chaetothyriales; Herpotrichiellaceae
Exons: 1
Coding region: 1-1299 (432 amino acids)
Biological process (GO): protein dephosphorylation
Cellular component (GO): protein phosphatase 4 complex; nucleus; cytoplasm
Molecular function (GO): protein phosphatase regulator activity
Source: RefSeq, a predicted model, not a curated record
AUGCGAGACAACAAUCUCACACCACAGGCACCGACGACUCCAAUCCGAACUCUUCCACCUGUCCCUCCUUUCCCCUCCGCAGUCCCCGAGUCUCGCGUGCAGAAUCUGCUACCUACACAAGAGCUCGCCCUUGACCUCAGCGGGGAUUUCAUCAACGAAGUCCCCGCUAUUCUGCUGCAUCUAGUGCACAGCAUCACCCAGACCCUGCGGAAGGCAUUUGUUCACAGACCGCCUCAUACAGUCCAACGACUAGCGGAGCUGCUACUGUACCCCACGAAACAUUACAAGACCCUUCCAGCGUACCUGCGCGCCAUGGAUCGCAUAGUCAGCGUGAGUAGUACGGCCGACAUUUUCCCACUCACAGAAGUUCCGACGACGGUGAACGGUGUGAACGGAGAUGGCGGAUUAGGGAUACUGUGGAACAACAACGACACACGCAAUGGAUAUGAUGGGGAUUCUCUGGGUAGUGACGAGAGCUUGGGUGGCGCGCUGCUAACCCCGAUCCCCUGGUUGAGAAAUGGUAUCAGCAGUGUAGAAGAUUCGGGCGAACACUCGGCCCACCUUGAUUCAAACAGUAGCGCGAGCAGCGACGGUCUCGGCGAGCCAAUCGGCCUAGUGGGAGUGUCCGGGAACGGUGACCCCUUGGUACCCGAAAGAGAAGAUGGAGCUGUGACACAAGGCGAAUUGAUGCGAAUGGAGCAAGAGGCGGGUGUGGUGCCGUUGACGCAGAACCGGGAGGACACAAGCGUGACGAGAACUAUGAUUGAUCCUGACGGUGACGAUGGAUAUCUGGACGAGGGCGAAGUAAUUCCCCAUGCGCGCGGUCCAGACGUCGUGGGCUCCGUGGAUAUGGGUCGUGUGGAUGGCAAAGACGUUGAACUCCACAUCGGGAGCCCGCCGACCGGGGAACAAAAGCAGGCAGCCGAUCUCAACAACGCCCGGGAUGUGCUUGCCACAGAGAGCUCGCAGAACAACACCAGCGCUUCCACAGUCACGGGCGUCUCUGAUUCUAUAACUGGGUCAUCCUCGACGGUAGACUCGGAGGACUUCGAAAUCGUGCACAAAGAGUGUGCGGAUGAAGAGGAUGCAAUGCAGCUUGACGAUUCUACUAGCACGACGACAACGAAAGACAAGGACACACCGUUAUCCAACUCGGAGCCAACUCCGGCAGCAGAAGAGCAGGAUGGAGAUAUCGUGCUUGUCGACGCGGAUGACAAAACCGACGACGACGCGAGCAAGGAUCGCGCAUCGGCAGAGAAUGGAAGUUCUAGUGCCUCGGCUGCACCGACAUUGACUUAG